This is a messenger RNA of Oncorhynchus keta (chum salmon), 581 nucleotides long. RefSeq names its product interphotoreceptor matrix proteoglycan 2-like. The annotation marks the transcript as partial. The transcript has 4 exons. Lineage: Eukaryota; Metazoa; Chordata; Actinopteri; Salmoniformes; Salmonidae. The record is from RefSeq and is a predicted model, not a curated record.
GUGGCGCCCUACCUCCAGAGAGCCCCGGGAUUCCAGGACCUGCAGGGGGUUUGGAGCAGUGGUCGCGCGGUGCAGAGUGUGGUGGUGUUUAGGACCUCGGGAGCGUUGGCCUGGCUGGGCGUAUCAGGAGCGGGGUCUCUGCUGGAACGCACCGGAUUGGCCCAGGCUGUCAGAGAGGGGUGGAGCUUCAGAGGGUCAAAGGUUACGAACGUCACUGUGGGAGGUGUGCAGGAUGAUGUGUGUUUGUGGUUGUUCAACUGCCCUGCAGCAGGUUUUGAGUGUUUGUCCAGACCAGGUCACAUGGCUGUCUGUUCCUCGGUCUGUCACUCUGACUACUGUCACAACCAGGGCAUCUGUACCCACCACCCUCACCAACCACCCCUCUGCCAGUGCCCUGUGGGGGAUCAUUUCUGGUUCAUGGGUCGUCGUUGUGACGUGAGGAUGACGCAGCAGCGGCUGGUGGGGGCGUGCCUUGGUGUGCUGGUUGCCAUAGUUACACUGAUUGGCGCCGUGGCCUGGCUGGCGGUGCGACGAUACAGAGCCAUGUUGAUAAAGACUAAAGUAGACCAGACACGCAGCAG